Molecule: messenger RNA, 3187 nt
Organism: Biomphalaria glabrata
Lineage: Eukaryota; Metazoa; Mollusca; Gastropoda; Planorbidae
Exons: 3
Coding region: 169-729 (186 amino acids)
Source: RefSeq, a predicted model, not a curated record
CAAGAUUCAUAAUUAUGUCCCCUAAGUAGAAUCUACUAUACUACUAAUACUACUAUUUAGAUCUAGUACUAUUAUUACUAGACUAUAUAGUAUAGACAGAGAUCUACAGUUACUGAGUUAGAAUAGAUCUGAUUAUUAUUCAUUGAGAUUUCUGUUCCUGUUUGCAUAAUGGCUAGACAAUUGAGCACAUCAUUGUCAGAUGGUUUGUUGGCAUGGUCGGUACUUUACUUUAUCUACCAUGUCUUUUGGGUGAAUUUCUUCGCUUGCAUUGGUUUGGGAAUUCAAGGUGCUGCUGCUGCAGUGGGUGUCAUUAGAUUUGCACAGAGUCGAAUUGGAGGACAAGUGUAUGACUAUCACCAAAUGUUGUCAUGGCUUGCCCAGGUGAUGGGCCUACCCCUUCUGGCAGUAGGAUUUUGCCACAAAGACCUGCCUAUUAUGAUGAAUUUGAACUUGAUGAUUAUGAUAGGUGUAUUGAUUGGAUCAAGAUUUCUAGCCUCUGGCAUGAGACAAAUGGCCGUACAGUCCUGCUCUGGAUUUGCCAUGCUUACCAUAAUACUGAUCUGUCUGAGGUCUUGGAACAUUUAUGGUCUUCUGGCUACUGCUCUCUAUGUCAUCUCUGGCAAAGUAGUUGGUUCAGAGGGGAAAAUGGGACCAUUUUAUAGAGUGGACAUCUUGCAUGUUGGCUUGGCCGUAGCCAAUUACCUAUUUACACUUGCCAUGUCUGAAUAACAAAAAAAUACAGUGUCUAUUGAUUGGUGCUUCUAUUGUAAGUAGCUUAUAAAGUUACUAAGGUGUUUGUCUACACAUUGAAUCAAAAGAUAGUUGUUUUCACGCAAGUUGUAGCAUUUUGUAAUAUGAGCACUCAUAUCAAGCUAUCUUUUAACUAUGUUGAUUAUAAUUUCAAAACUUAUAUAUAGACAUUUUUUUUUAUCAAAUGAAAAAUUGCAGUUUUAUAAUGUAAUAUAUAAUGUAUGCUUUACAAUCUUUUACAAGUGUAUGCAUGUAGUGUGAGAGCUCUUGUAAAGUAGAGUUAAUGGUUUUAUAUUAAAUGUAGCCUUUAUCUUGUGUGGCUUUCUAUUGGUGUAUAAAUAAUGGAUGUUAGUUUGCACUAUAUUUUGGUUCAAAUGCUUUAAUUUGAUGGCCAGCAUGAAUGUGAUUCAGCAGCAUUACUAGUGUUUAAAAAUUCAAGGAAAUAUUGUGUAGUUUCCUUUUUUUUUUUUUUUUUUUUUUUUUAAGGUUUCAUCUAUCAAAGAAAGAAACUUUGAAAAAAAAAAAAAAAAAGCAAAAAGAACAAAUAUAUACUAGGUGUCAAGAGAUUGCGUUUAGCAUUUUAUAAAAUACUAGAAAAUGUAAUAUAUUCAGAAGCACAUCCAAUCUGCUGCUUGACUUAUGUUAAAGAAUACUUUCAUUUUCAAUAAUUUAUCACUGGGGCAAAAUGUCAUCUCGUCUAUAGUGCCAACUCCCAAAAAUCUUAUUUUCAUCCCUAGCUUUUAAAUUCUUUAUGGUCACACCUUCUCAAGUCUGUAAUGAUUAUUUUCUCAAAUCAAAAAAUGUAUAUACAGAUACAUCCCAAACAAAUUGACUUUAAGCAUGGGUUGAUUAUGUUGCCCUUUUAUGAGCACAUUUUUAGAGAGGCUUGUUAGUUUCUUCUUAUGCAGGUGAAUCAUGCUGUUUGCUAAUGAUUGUCAUAUGAUCCAGGAUUUGAAGUGCUACAGCACAGGAUUUAUUAGAUAUAAUUACAUUAUUGCAAAACAAUCAUUUCAUAGACAUUCAGUGCUGUCUCAGGUUCUGAUUUUGUUUUUUCUUUUGGCAUUUAGAGUGAACAUGUUAGCAAAGCAUUUCUUUUCUAGUCAUUGAAAUGUGUCGUGUAAAAGCACACCUCAGUUAGAGUGUGAUAAAAGUAAACUAUUUUUUUUUAUAAGUUAGAAUCAUUGUUAGAGAGUUGAUGUUACUUUUAGUAACAAUGGAACAGACAAGAUUAUAACCAACUUAUUAGAAUACAACUUAAAAUAUGUUGUUCUUGGAUUUUCUUUCGAACAAAAGUAUAACAAAUAAAUUGAGCAUUCCUAUUUCAGUAGCUUUAAGCCGUUAUACUUUUGUGUUGUACUUUCUUUGUUUGAAUGAGUUGGUAUUAAUUUUGUAAACAAAUAUUAAUUACAAUUACCUAUAGUCAAUACAUUCCUAUUUUGGAAAAAAUGAACUUCCUUUUGGUAGAAACAAUUGGAAAGUAUUUGUAAAAUAUACUCUUUGAGUUGAUGUUAAAAAUAGCUCCAAAAAUCUCUACAAUAAACAUCCAUAUUAAAAGUUAUAAUAAAUAGUUAAUAAAUAGUUGGAUAUCUGUAGGUUAACAAGAACUUGAUAUUGUUUCAAAUUAUUUUUUUUUUGCAAUUACUUUUUCUUCCUAUUGUGAUCAUACUUAAAAGUGCCAGUAAGUUUAGAGAGUCUCCACUGUAUUUGUUUAUUAUUUGAUUACUAUUAUUGAAAUACUUUAUGAAGUGAAUUCUUUUCUGUAGCCAAUUGUAUGUUGCCUACAGCACAGAUGAGAAGUCUAGUCUUUUAUGAACUUCUUUUACUUUUCUCAAAAAGUUACAGCAGAUCCUUUGGAGCUGUGUAGUAACAGGGAGGUUCUCUAGAUCCUUUUUUAAAAUCUCAUUUCUUUCCACUAAACAAAUUGAAGACGCUUUGGUUAAAAAAAGGAAAGGUGAUAAAUUUCUAUUAUUUAUCAGUAUGCAAUUAUCAAAAAAAAAAAUUUGGGGGGGGGGGGGGGGGGGGACGAAGUUGAUCCAAGGAAUACUUCCAUGGUUAGUAUGAUAUAAGCUUGCAGUAAGAGCUUCAGCUAAAAACUUUUUGACCUUGAAUUAGCUUAAGUAAAUGAGCAAGUCUUUGAAAGUUUAAAAAGUCAAUGGUAAUAUGAAAACUUAUGUUUCUUUGUGAUAUCAUCUCUAAGUGCACUGCUGAUUUUUUAAAUUUUUUUUUUAGUUUUUGUUUUUACAGUCUUUUUGUUUGAUGAAUGGUUUUAGAUACAACUUUUCCAUUCUGUACAUAUAUUGUAGAUAUCUUUGUUCUUAAGUUAAAAAAAAAGAACUAGCUUGAUAAAGUGCUUGCAAAUUAUCUAUGAUGUUUCUGCUCUUCCUUUGAACAUUUAAGUUGUGAUGGCCAUAAAUAAAAUAAUGUUUGGGAUCUCGUU